AUGUCUGAAUCAGAUUAUAUCAUCUCGCGGGCAAUAUUAUCCACAAAAAAUGAUAGUGUCGAUGAGAUUAAUGAUUACUUGAUUGAUCGAUUCCAUGGAGAAGAGAGAAUUUACUAUAGUAUCGAUGAGGCCAUAGAUGAUAAAAAUGGAUUCUAUCCGCUGGAAUUCUUGAACUCGCUCAUUGUUAGUGGUUUACCCCCUCAUUAUCUUCGGGUGAAAGUCGGAUGCCCGAUCAUACUGUUACAGAAUAUUGAUCCAGCAAAUGGAUUGUGUAAUGGUACUCGAUUGAUAUGCAAAAGCUUUCAGCAAAAUGUCAUUGAUGCAAAAAUAGUUGUUGGUCAACAUGUUGGCAAGAGCAUAUUUUUGCCAAAGCUUCCACUAUCUCCGUCUGAUGAUGACUUGUUCCCAUUCAAGCUGAAGAGGAAACAAUUUCCUAUUCGAUUAUGCUUUGCGAUGACAAUCAAUAAAGCCCAGGGACAAACAAUUCCGAAUGUGGGUAUUUAUCUUCCAGACCCGGUAUUCUCGCAUGGCUAA
Molecule: messenger RNA, 534 nt
Organism: Lactuca sativa (garden lettuce)
Lineage: Eukaryota; Viridiplantae; Streptophyta; Magnoliopsida; Asterales; Asteraceae
Source: RefSeq, a predicted model, not a curated record